Molecule: messenger RNA, 3241 nt
Organism: Pomacea canaliculata
Lineage: Eukaryota; Metazoa; Mollusca; Gastropoda; Architaenioglossa; Ampullariidae
Product: probable 2-oxoglutarate dehydrogenase E1 component DHKTD1, mitochondrial
Exons: 24
Coding region: 155-2959 (934 amino acids)
Biological process (GO): tricarboxylic acid cycle
Molecular function (GO): thiamine pyrophosphate binding; oxoglutarate dehydrogenase (succinyl-transferring) activity
Source: RefSeq, a predicted model, not a curated record
AUCUUUUGUUAAACACAUACUAGUUCAUUUUUCUUAAAUGAAAAAUAUUUUUGUACGGUUAGCGACUUCGGUCUCAUGAGAAGCAUUGACAUACGACAUGCAACUCUUUUGUGUGAAGGCGAAAAACUGGAACUAAGACAACUGUCGUGACGUAAUGGUACUAGCGAAAGGAGGGGCAGAAACUUUCAAGAAUAUGCUGAAAGCAGCUACUUUUCGACACAUUUCAAGAUGUGCGCGAUGUCAGCCUGUGGUCGCAGCGUAUCAUUCGAGGUCUGGAGUUUAUGGGUUUGUGCCUGCCCAGUCAUCAGCAAAAGACAGAAAAACAUUUUCAGAUAGUGAAAAUGCCAACAGGAUUCAAAAUGGAAACAUCGUGCGCUUAGUUGAAGCAUAUCGUCGUUAUGGCCACCGAAAAGCCCAUCUUGACCCACUGGGUCUUAAACAAAAUAGCUGGUACCCAGAACUAGAUCUGAACCAGUUUGGUGUAUCACACACUCUUGAGAGCACAGUUCCUUUAGCAGGCAUUUUCUCCGGUGGAGUUGAUAGAAUAAGAGUUGGGGAUCUGAUUGCACAGCUGGAGAAUGUCUACUGCAGCUCUAUGGGAGCUGAAUUUGAGCAUCUGCAGACAGAAGAAGAGAGAGUAUGGUUUGCAUCUGCCUUUGAGACAAGACACAACAUUCAUUUGUCAGAUGAGAGAAGAGUUGAAUUGGCCAAACUUCUUCUGCGUUGCCAGGCCUUUGACCAUUUCCUUGCCAACAAGUUCACAACAGUCAAGCGAUAUGGAGGAGAAGGUGGAGAAAGUAUGAUGGGCUGUUUUGAUGAAAUCUUCAGGAAAAGCUGCCAGUAUGACCUUCAAGAAGUUGUGAUCUGCAUGCCACACAGGGGACGACUGAAUUUUCUGGCAUGUAUGCUGAAGUUUCCACCUGUCAUCAUGUUUCAGAAGAUGAAAGGUAAAAGUGAGUUGCCUCCAAGUGCAGCAGGUGUAGGAGAUGUCCUGUCUCAUCUAUACACAUCUGUGGAUUUGUCCUUUGAAGAAAAAAGUGUCCACGUUUCUCUUAUUCCUAAUCCAUCUCAUUUAGAGGCCAAUAACCCAGUUGCUGUAGGGAAAACACGAGCUAAACAACAAAGACUUGGUGUGGGUGAAUAUAGCAGCAGUGACUCCCAGCUAAAGAACAAAGUGCUUUGCCUCCAGGUGCAUGGUGAUGCUUCCUUUGCAGGACAGGGAAUUGUUGCAGAAACUUUUGUUUUUGCCAACUGUGCUCAUUUUAGGGUUGGAGGGAGCAUUCAUCUUAUUGUCAACAACCAGGUUGGAUACACAACUGAAGCAAAUUUAGGGAGGUCAUCUGAAUAUGCAAGUGAUCUGGCAAAGGUCAACGGCUGUCCAGUCAUUCAUGUCAAUGCUGAUUAUCCAGAGGAUGUGAUUCGUGCUACCUCCAUUGCUGUGGAUUAUCAGCAAAAGUUUGGCAAGGAUGUUGUGUUGGAUCUACUGUGUUUCCGCAAAUGGGGUCAUAAUGAGUUGGAUGAUCCCACUUUCACUCAACCCUUAAUGUACCAGGCCAUCAGAAGUCGUGGCAGUAUUCCUGAUGGCUAUGCUCAGCAGAUUGUGAGUGAAGGCCUCUGUGACCGGUCAAUGCUUGAUGCAUCUGUUCAUGAAUGGAACAAGGAGCUGUUGAACAACUUGUCACAAGUUGAUUCUUAUGUUCCACAGGCCCAGCAUUUGAAAAAGCAGUGGUCAGGGUUAGAGCAAGCAUCUGGACAUACUGUGACAACCUGGGAUACAGGCAUUGAUGUUAAUGUUCUUAAGUUUGUUGGUGUCAAAUCUGUGGCAGCUCCCACUGAUUUUACCAUUCAUCCAACCAUCCAAAAGACUCAUGUAGAUCGACGGCGCCAAAAGGUGGAAGAAGGGGUGGACCUAGACUGGGCCACUGCAGAAGCUUUGGCCAUUGGGUCUCUUUUGUACCAAGGUUUCAACGUACGUAUCAGUGGUCAGGAUGUAGGACGUGGCACUUUUAGCCACCGCCAUGUCAUGCUGGUUGACCAGGGUACUGAUGAUAUCUACAUACCUCUUAACCACAUGCUGGACAAGCAGCAAGGUUUUUUGGAGGUGGCACACAGUAUUCUGUCAGAAGAGGCGGUGCUGGGAUUUGAGUAUGGAGCAAGCAUUGAGACACCAAACCUGCUACCUCUCUGGGAGGCUCAGUUUGGGGAUUUCUUCAAUGGAGCACAGAUCAUCAUUGACACUUUCGUUAGUGGUGGAGAGUUAAAGUGGUUGCUGCAGAGUGGCCUUGUGAUGUUGCUUCCUCAUGGGAUGGAUGGCGCUGGACCAGAGCACUCAUCAUGCCGCAUUGAGAGAUUCCUUCAGUUAUGUGACAGCCAUGAAGAUUCUAUAGAUGGAGACAAUGUCAACAUGCAGAUAGUGCAUCCCACCACUCCUGCUCAGUAUUUUCAUCUGCUUCGUCGACAGAUGGUGCGAAACUUUCGAAAGCCACUUAUAGUUGCAUCACCCAAGGUUCUUCUACGGUCGCCUGUAGCAACUUCAUCUUUAGCAGACAUGCUGCCAGGAACUCAUUUCCAGCCUGUCAUUGGAGAUAACACAGUCAGCCAGAAGGCUGUGAAAAAAGUGAUUUUCUGCUCAGGGAAGCAUUUCUAUACGCUGGACAAAGAGAGACAAGAAAAGGGAGUAAAUGACAUUGCAAUCAUCAGGCUCGAGAGUUUGUGCCCAUUUCCUGCCAUGGAGAUCAAAAAGGAGCUUGACAAAUACUCUGAGGCAACAGUGUUUAUUUGGAGUCAAGAAGAACACAGAAACAUGGGACCUUGGGGAUUUGUGUCGCCACGUUUUUCAAACAUCCUAGGCAGGCAGCUUCGAUAUGCAGGACGUGAGGUGCUAGGUACGCCAGCAGUAGGCAUUGGAGACAUGCACAAAUCAGAGUUGCAGAAACUACUGGAAGACACAUUCCGAUGAUGAUCUUCAAGUGUGAAGACAAUAUUCUGACUGACAUAUACGGACUCCCGGUGUUCAUCAUACCUCUUUCUUACUGUUGGCCAUCCGUAUGCGGAAGUAUGUGAUGCCAAACUCUGGCAGUGACUGCCAGGCCUUAAUGUAGGCCAUUUUGGCUUCAACCAGACCCAUUUCUUGCACAUUGGCAUGGGCUUCCAUAAUUCGUUGAACAAUCUGCAAUGCAAAGAAGAAAGGAAGGUAAAUCAGACUAUAUCACACACAAAAAAAGUAAGAGAAAAAAGAAAA